Pseudovirgaria hyperparasitica is the source of this 1453-nucleotide messenger RNA. RefSeq lists its product as uncharacterized. The transcript is spliced from 4 exons. The record is from RefSeq and is a predicted model, not a curated record. NCBI's taxonomy places the organism in Eukaryota, Fungi, Ascomycota, Dothideomycetes, Acrospermales, Acrospermaceae. Gene Ontology annotation, molecular function: hydrolase activity. The coding region runs from base 47 to 1453 and encodes 468 amino acids.
CAAAACCAAGAUCCGACCAUCAACAUACACGGAUACUCUUCGCAAAAUGCCUCCUCCUCCACCUCCUCCCCCAAAGAUCCUAGAUUCCCACAUCCAUCUCUGGCCCGCCAGCGCCGCCAACCCGCAGAGCCACACCUGGAUGCAGACACAGCCGGGCCACACCCACCCACUCGCACACGAGCACAGCAUAUCCGACUACCUCGCCUCCUGCGGCACGCCCGCCCCGUCCGGCUUCGUCUACGUCGAGACUGACCGCGCGCUCCCUACGUCCCCACCCCCCGACUCCGACUCCGACUCCGACAUAUCCGACGCAGAACUCCGCCGCUACGCCGCCCAACCGCUCGAGGAAAUCCGGUUCUUGAGACGGAUCGUCGAGGGCGAGGGAGUAUCCGAGGGCAACGGGGCCGAGCACAAGGCGCUGCUAAAGGGGAUUGUGCUGUGGGCGCCGGUGCAUCUGGGUCCGAAGACACUGCGGCGGUAUCUUGUGGUGGCGGAGCAGACUGCGGGAGCGGAGACGUGGGGCUUGGUGAAGGGGUUCCGGGUCCUGCUGCAGGGAUGGCGGGACCGGGAGGGGUUUCUGCGGCUUGUGACUGGGGAGGCGUGGAUUGGGGGGUUGGCGGAGCUGGGGGCGCGUGGGUUCGCGUUUGAUGUUGGGGUUGAUCAGCGGGGUGGGGGGGUUUGGCAGCUUGAGGGGGUGGUUGAGAUGGUUGUGAGGUUGGGGAGGGUUGGGACGCGGCCGAGGUUGAUACUGAAUCAUCUUUGCAAGCCGGAUGUUAGGGGCCGGUUGCGGACUGCGGAGCAGUUGCGUGAUUAUGCUCGUUGGGUUAAAGUCAUGGAGGUCUUGGCUGGGUUUCCGGAUUAUCCGGGCAUAUACGUGAAGCUUUCCGGAGCUUUCUCCGAGAUGGAGGACCAGGACGAGUCGGAUCCGCUGUCGACAGACGAUAUUGCUGAACAACUCAAACCUUGGGUCGAUGUUGUUCUGAAUGCAUUUGGCCCUGAUCGAGUCAUGUUUGGGAGCGACUGGCCGGUGUGUAAUGUUGGAGGACCGGGAGAAGGGAAAUCCUGGAAGAGCUGGCAGGCGUAUGUGGCAAAGGUUAUUGCUGAUCGAGGCUUGGAGUCUGACGACGAGACUGGGGCGUCGAAGAUAUGGGGAGGCUGUUGCUGCAAACGAAUAGUAGAGAAUGGGCCUCUAGACGAGAUAGUUAGCAAUGCUCGUGAAGAUCAGCUGUUGAAAUGCACAUCACAACUCACAAAAUCUAGGCCUUGGAAGACCACCCUCUCUUAUCACCCCUCUGAUAUUCUGCCAAACGUCGUCUGCAGAGAUGAUCACAUCCCACCCAACAAAGACACCGCCAUCCGACCAAAGCCAUCAUACUCUCCCCGGGAGGAGGAGGAAGAAGAAGAAGUAGAAGAAGAAGAAGAGGAUAGGAUAGUAAGUACGGUUUGGCGCUAG